Messenger RNA from Penicillium longicatenatum, 4848 nucleotides. RefSeq lists its product as uncharacterized. Lineage: Eukaryota; Fungi; Ascomycota; Eurotiomycetes; Eurotiales; Aspergillaceae. Gene Ontology annotation, molecular function: protein binding. The transcript is spliced from 4 exons. Bases 1 to 4848 code for a protein of 1615 amino acids. The record is from RefSeq and is a predicted model, not a curated record.
AUGUUCAUGACUGAGAAGAAGGUGCGCGAAUUUAACCUUUGGGCAUUUUUUCGCUCUUUGGUUGCUUGUCAAAACGGCAAUCGUAUCGUUUGCGUUGUUCAAGAUUUGGAUCAAACGCCAAAUUCCGUCAGGCUCUUGCGAACCCUACAGAGCGUGAUGGACAACAGCUGCUCUUGGUUCCGGCUCAUCCUUAGCGAUAAGACCACGCGUACAUUUAAUCCUGAGUUCCCUCAGACCGCUGGAAUGACGAUUACGCUCCCACCAAACAAGCAAAACUUCACAGACAUUGUUGAAGACGAAAUGGCUGCUCUGUUCGCCACACGACCCGGUCUCUCUAGUGUCAAGAACGAGAUUCUUGCGGAAAUCCACUCAGUAUUUGGCAGUGAUUCCACAAUGAAUGCUCGGGGCGAUCUAUAUGUCUCUUCCAUAGUCAAGUCGUGGUUGUCGAUCCUGGUGGAAGAUGGCAGUCCUAUCACCAGGUCAUCGAUCACAGAGACAGCGAGGCUCCUACCAUCCACUCUCGAUGGGAUGUAUCUCGAAUUACUCCAACAUGUUGCUGUACGCAGCAGGUAUUCUGGAAUAAUGCGUGCUGUCCUCUGGGGCUUGCGCGCAUUUCGGCCACUGAAGAUUUCACAACUCGCAUUGGCAGCAGCUAUUGAAACCGAUGAUCUUCAAAGCAUCGACACGCUUGAGAAUAGGAAGCCCGUCGACCUUGUGUGGGAUAUUGAAAUAGCCUUCGGCGGUCUCGUCUAUCUUGAGGACAACCAGAUCAAACCUCGUCAACUUUUAUUUCGAGAUUGUGUCGUGCAGAACCACCGUGGACCAUGUCAGGAAGCUUGUCCACUGUGCCAGGAAAGCCACGCAGUCAUUGCGCGGAAAUGCUUGACAUUCAUCCACAUGUAUGCUGGGGCCAAGGCCAAGCAGAAUCGAGUAUUUACUGAAGACGAAUCCGCCCUCUUUCAUUACGCUGUGAGGCAUUGGCCCGACCACUACGAACAACAUCAGCUUUUGAGAUCUGUACCGCAAGGCACAUUGUCCGAGCCUAUUGAUUUCCAAUACCUUUCCAAGGAGAAUGAUGUCCUUUCUGAAUGGGCAACGGAGUAUCUUGCGCUCUACUCCCAAGGGAAUCCAACUGGUUUAAAAGAUCCCAUAAUCGCCGCUACUGCUGCCGGCUGCCUUGAGCUGGUCAAGUCCCUAAUAAAAAGCCCACAGAUAAGCGGAGAGUCUGUCGCAGCAUGUCUCGAGAUAGCAAUGGCAAGUGAGAAUGAUGCUCUCACACGGCUUCUAAUGAACAAUGACGCGAAAUGUUUGUACCCGUUACACACUGCUUCCUUAGCAGUACGCCCGGACAUUAUUGCUCGUUUCUUUACGCCGCAAUGCGAUCUAGAAGUACAUAAUGAAUGUGGACUGACGCCCCUCCAAGUCGCCUGUAAAUCGGGAAAUCUUCCCGUGGUAGAGCUUCUGCUACGCGAGGGCUCACGUGCGGAUAGCAUAACAUCCACCGGCAAGCAGACCCCCCUGCAUUUGGCCUGCCAGUAUGGAUACCCAGAAAUUGUCACCAGGUUGCUCAUUAUGAAUGACGUCGAUCCAAAUGCGAAGGAUGAAAAUGGGAGAACACCAUUGCAUGUUGCAUGCCAAUGGCUGCAGCCAAGAACUGUUGAAAGACUCCUUCACUUCGUCGACAAUCCAUCAACAGUGCAUAUUGAGGAGGUUGAUCAGGAUGAAAGCACUGCCUUCCACCUGGUAGCCCAGCUGGGCCGCUUGGAUAUUCUUCAAUCUAUCGUUAGCUACGCCAACUCAAGUCCGAGAUACCACAAAGAAGAACUGGAUCAGCUUCUUCUACAGGAAAACGCACGUGGGGAGACACCUUUGUAUCUGGCAGCGGAUGCGGGUCACAUGAACGUGAUCGGUGAACUUUUGAGCCGAGAUGGCUUCCUGGCGCUAUUGAAACGUGACAGCGCUCAUCACAUCCCUCUGUGUGCGGCCGUCCGGAAUCGACAUACAGCUGCCGCCAGGACUCUGAUAAGCCAACUACCGCCAGAGCUGCUGAAAGGACAACUCCAGCCUGAACCCACAGAUACGGGGAAACAGCGUUGUCCAAUUCAUAUUGCUGUCGAAGUGAGCGACUAUGAUGUAGCUGAAAUUCUUUGUAAGGCUCAUCAAGCUCACGAGGUGUCACUGGACCUGUUCUACGGCGAAGAGGAACUGACGCCUUUGCAUAUUGCUGUCAAGAGUGAAAGCGUUGAUAUGACGGAUUUAUUGCUUUCGUACACUGCCACUCCGAACAUUGUGGACGAUAAAGGAAUGACACCACUCUCAUUUGCCUGCAAACUGGGAAACUUGCGGCUCGUGAAAGCUUUACUUGAGAAGAAUGCCGAUAUAGACAGUGUGGAUAAAGACGGGAAAACUCCAUUACACUUUGCGUCGUCCGGUGAACACCUGGAAGUUGUGGGGCUGUUGCUCAAGAGGGGUGUUAAUCCGAACAUUGAGGAUGAUAAAAAAAUGACGCCGGUCUUAUUUGCCUGCAAAAUGGGCAACCUGCAGAUCGUGAAAGCGUUACUUGCGGAAAAGGCUGAUCUACGCAGCGUGGAUGAAGACGGGAACACUUCGUUACACCUUGCGGCGUUUGGUGGACAUCCGGAAGUUGUGGGCCUGUUGCUUGAGAAUGGUGCCGAUAUUUCUCAACGGAAUUUGAGAGAGGAGUGUCCUCUGGCCGUAGCGAGCACUCAAACUGUGAUGCUUGUCAUGAUUGAUAAAGCAAUCAGUAACCAGUCGUUGGACAACAACCUUGCCAAUCAAGCUUUGCAUGAGGCUGCCGAAAAAGGUUUCGGUGAAGUUAUCAGCCGGUAUCUACAAGGCAAACUCUGUUGUGAGUUGCAGCCUGAUGAUCAAGAGCAGACAUUGUACCACCGCGCUGUUCUGGGAAAGAGUAGAAAUAUCCUGAAAGAACUUCUAGAUCGUGGGGUCCCUGGUUACGAUGCUUUCGAUAAGCAAAAACGAACCCCGAUCUUCCUUGCCAUUGAGAAGGGACACUCACAAAUUGUGGAGUUGCUUCUCGACAAGUCUGCUGGUCAGCUGGCUAUACCCGAUUCCAACGAAGAUGUGGCGUUGCUCUUGGCGGCCGAGCAAGGCAGGUUGGAGGGGGGACAUGCCAAGGUUCUUGAGCGCCUGAGUGAGUAUAAUGUCGCUGGUUUGAACCACAAAAACAACGAGGGCCAAACACCACUUAUUCUAGCGGCCUCGGCUGGCCAGUUCGAGGCAGUCGAAUAUCUGUUGGAACAAAAGGCUCAAAUUCACGAAAAAGACUCUUCCGGAUGCACAGCAUUGCACAGGGCAGCCCAAAAAGGCGACAGCGGUGUAGUUGAGGCACUUCUGAAGGCAGAUGGCGCUGAGAAAGAUGCCCAGAAUAAUGACGGAGAGACGCCCCUUUAUAUCGCCGCUUAUUGUGGCAACAUUGAUGCCGUCAAAAUUCUGAUCGAGUACCAAUGCUCUGUCACCAUUCCUGAGAAAGAUGGGUGGCAGCCCUUGACUGCGGCCUAUGAUAAUGCGGAAAUUCUGAGAAUCCUAGUUGAGAAGGCCAACGCGGAUGUUCACUGCACAAAGGUAUCCGAUGGCUGGACAGUCCUUCAUUAUGCAGUUGCUUUUGUACGGCAUGACUCUGUCAGAACUCUGCUAGAACUAAAAGCAGACCCAUUUCGGCCUAACGAUUACGGAAUCACAGCGAUACAUACGGCUGCGGAUGGGCCAUCUAAAAGCGAAAUCAUGAGGACUUUGCUUGAAAGCCUCUCCGACGAGGAUAAGGCCAGACUUGACAUUGGUGAUGAGGAUGGCAACACCGCACUCAAGGUAGCAAUUGAUGCGCACAGCACUCAAUCUGCCUGCCUCCUGCUGGAAUUUGGGCAGCUGGACCAGAACCAACUCUUUGAGGAUGAACAACCACUAGUGGCCCUGGCGCAAGAGGAGAAGAUGCACGAUUUGGUCGAUUGGCUUCUCGGCUUUGAGCCUAUGAAGCUCAACAAAGCAAGUCUACUGGCACUCGUUGGCAUUAGCACAAAACAGCGCGACCAAGAUGUGCAAGAUCGUGCGAUGAAAUGCCUUGAGGACCAAGACUUUGAUAAGCUUCUUCCUGUUGCCAUGGCCACUGAUGAUCCACGCCUUCUGAGGCAAGUAGCCCAAUCUCACCCAGAUCCCAACUAUCGAGAUGAGCAUGGAUGGACUUUCAGCCAAGUCAUGGCUGCUGCAGGGCUGGAGGACAAAUCCUCUUCACCACCCUUAUCGUCAGAGAAUGAUCAUGAUCAUCGGGGGCCUUCGGCGUGGAGCACGCACCCCGAGCUGACUAUCCAUUACGACACCGACGAACGGUACGGGAAGUUGGUGGUGAAAUCGGAUCAUCCCAUUCCCCUUAAUCAGAAAUUCUAUUUCGAGGUUCUAGUCAUGGAGCUAACAGAAAUAUCAGAUAUUGUUGGCAUCGGAUUUGGCCAUCAGUUCACUUCGGAAAAUUCAAUGCCUGGGUGGGAGAGCAUUAGUUGGGGCCUCCAUGGGGACGAUGGCGGUCUAUAUCACAAAGGCUACGCCUUCGAAAUGAAAGAAGAGUGGACUUACAGAAAGGAUGACUGCAUAGGAUGCCUCAUAGAUCCUGUGCAGAAGAGGGCCUUUUUCACCAAGAAUGGUGAGCCCCUAGUGUGCUUUACGAAGAUCUACGGUCGUCUUUUUCCGAUGGUAGCACUCGGCCCCAAGGUCAAGGUCAUGGCCAAUUUCGGGAAGGAUGAGUUGAGUCCGUUUCAAUAUAGCGGAGCUGAUCUGGAUUAUGCGAACAUGCAGAUUCAGGAGGUUGAUGGCGAAGACUAA